AUCCAGACAUAUGAUUAACAAAAACAAAAAACCACAGGGGGAGAGAGGAAAUGUUACAUGCAAAAUUAUGUACCAUCUAUAUCUAAUGAAAUGAUGAGUUGAAUGAUUUGGAAAGACUCAACGACUCUUCACCAGAUGUUAUUGAAGAACCUGGAGAACCUGUCAGGAAUGAAGUGGAACAUUUGUGGCCUCCUGCUCAUUUUAUCUGUCCCCUUCUGCAUAUCUGUAGGACCUUUUUCUAAGCCCUGUAAUAAAACUAUCAACUACUUAUGUCCUAUUCCUGGCAGCACUUCAAAUAAAGCUGGAAAUAUGGAUAUAUUUAUCCUGGGUAGAGAUGGUUUCAUGGGAUACUUGAAAACAGGUUUAUGCAAUAAUGUUACAGUGAACCUGUCCACUAGUCUGUGCUGUUCCAAUGGAUCGUCAGUAAACACUAACCAACAACUACUCAGCAUGAACGUUUUUUCAUUUGAAGAAAAUACAGCCUGUGCAAAAGACACUUUGCCAACAAACAGCAGUGAUUGUAAGUGGACCAAUAAAACCAGUACAUAUUUUAAGGAAGAUGCAUGUAACAUGACCUGCCUGAAUCCCACUAAGACAUGUCAGGAGGCAAAAUAUGAUUCCAAUUGUAGUGAUAUAAAUGCACGUGAAGCAAGUAAAAUUAACAGCAUUGAGGUCAAUAAUACAAAUCCAACUUGUUUUAAGUGUGGAAGUCCUUUUCAAGUGGUGAAAGAAGUCUCCUUACCCAAAGGAAUGUCAGAUAAAUUUAAUCCUAAUAAAACAGAAACAGAUGCUGGUGCAGCUGCUGAGGCCAUGAAAAAUCUCUCCAGUAUUCUGUCUAUGAUGGAGAAUUUGACCACUGCCUCUAUAUCCAUGGGUAGCGUUAAAGGGAUUUUAAAGAAAAUUCCAACUGAGUCCGAAAUCAAGACGUCUUACUUCAUCUACUCUUCAGAAACUGGCAUCAGAGUUUUAGAUGAUGUGACUCAACUGGAAAAAUUUCCCAUUGCUUUCAGUAUUCCAGAGGAAGCCGCUAAGAAAGCACUCAAACAAAACCCAGGAAAGACUUUUUUGGGUGUGUUCCGCUUUCCCAACAUGUCAAAGGAUGCAGAGAACAGUACAGUUUUAAAUGAUGAGGUUUAUGCAAUCGAAAUGGGGGCAAACAUUUCCAAUCUGAGUGACACCAUCAGCUUGACCUUCAAAAAAGAUCAGACGGACAGAAUUCCUGUUUGUAAAUCAUGGGAUGGAAACGGACAUCAGCCAAACUGGACAACCGAAGGGUGUAGUAACUUUUCAACAAAUGAAAUUGUAAUAUGUACAUGUAAACACUUGACUUUCUUCGCUGUGCUCAUGACCCCUCCAGGACCCAUUUCCAAAACUCACCUCGACGCUCUCACCUACAUCACCUACAUCGGCUGUGGCCUCUCCUUGUUUUUCCUGUCCAUUGGGCUUUUUAUGCACUUCCUCCUGAGGAAAGUGAAGGCCACAGAUUCAGUCCAUGUGCUGAUUAAUCUCUUCGUGGCACUGUUCCUGCUCAACGUGGCUUUCUUGUCGAAUGAGUACGUAGCGCGUGCAAAGGACAUCACUGCCUGCAAGGUCAUGGCUGGAUUCAUGCACUACUGCUUGCUAUCCAGUUUCACCUGGUUUGCAUUGGAGGCUUUUCACCUCUGCAUGCAGAUGGUCAAACAUUCAGUCACCAUCAAACAUUACAUCAUCAAGAUCUCUCUGGUUGGCUGGGCUCCUCCUGCUCUUGUUGUCAGUAUCAUUUACGUCUUUGGCAAAUAUGGUGAGCAGACCAUAAAAACGGAAACAAGCAAUGUAACUAUGUGCUGGAUUUUGGACUCUGAUGUCCACUACUAUGUGAACAUCGGUUAUUACUGCUUCAUCUUCAUCUUCACUUUUACCACCUUCAUUGUUGUGCUGCGAUGGCUCUCCAUGCUGAAGCUGGGCAGGUUGAACAAGGUUGAAAAGGUGCAGCGCUCAAGUACCACCACUUCGGACAUCACCACCAUCCUGGGCCUCUGCUGUAUGCUGGGACUCACCUGGAGUUUGGCCUUUUUCAGCUACGGAGCUCUGCGUCUGCCCUCAUACUACAUAUUCACCAUCCUGAACUCCUUACAAGGAUUCUUCUUGUUCAUAUAUUACUUGAAAGCAAGCAGCCUCAUAGGAGACUCGGUAGCUUCAGAAGAGAGCGACAUGACUGAAGACACCAAUACAGAAAAUCCAUACGAAGACCUGCCCACAGAAGACACCAAAAAAACCACCUGACCUCUAAGUCUGUGGAUUUUAAAUGUCUUAUCUGCCUAUUGAUAUUUUACAUCCAUUUGUGUAUUAUAGUGAGUCAAUCCACUGCAAAUUUUGUAACAUGUAACUAUUUCUGAACUUUCAAAAUUUAAGAAUUUGCACUCUUUCAGUUCAUGAGUUUGAACUGUAUUGAAUUGCAUUUUAAAGAAAUUCAAAGCAGAUGAAUUGUAUAAGUCCAAAACAAGUUUGAGACAAAAUAAAAAUAAUGAUAAUAAAUAAUAAUGUAUAAUAUAAUAAAAUCUGCUGUAUAUUUAGCUUUAAUUACUACAUUUUCUUGGAAAGACUGCUACAUAUGUAACUGAAUUUCAUAAUACGAUGCUACCAAUGUAUUUGUCUUUACAUUAUAAUUUUAUGCAUAGAUACAUAAUGCAUAAAUAAAUACUGUUUACUGUAUAGUAUAUUCUAUCAUGAUUAAAAAAAAUGCUAAAAGGUGAUAGUUAUUAUAUAGUUUUUAGUCAGUUCAGUAGGUGUAUUUUCUGUCUUUAAUUGAUAUUAGUAGUUUCUGAGCAGCUCUACAGGUUUAACUUUCUCUUGUGCUUCCAUUAUAUCUGUGUGUACAUGCGUUUUACUGAUGACCAGUCACAUAAACUCGGUAAUAAAAUAACG
Messenger RNA from Cyprinus carpio (common carp), 2904 nucleotides. Its product is annotated as adhesion G protein-coupled receptor G2-like. The record is from RefSeq and is a predicted model, not a curated record. Gene Ontology annotation, biological process: cell surface receptor signaling pathway; adenylate cyclase-activating G protein-coupled receptor signaling pathway. Gene Ontology annotation, molecular function: G protein-coupled receptor activity. Gene Ontology annotation, cellular component: membrane. NCBI's taxonomy places the organism in Eukaryota, Metazoa, Chordata, Actinopteri, Cypriniformes, Cyprinidae.